Molecule: messenger RNA, 2857 nt
Organism: Meriones unguiculatus (Mongolian gerbil)
Lineage: Eukaryota; Metazoa; Chordata; Mammalia; Rodentia; Muridae
Gene: Atf7ip2
Product: activating transcription factor 7 interacting protein 2
Exons: 12
Coding region: 276-1637 (453 amino acids)
Biological process (GO): regulation of DNA-templated transcription
Cellular component (GO): nucleus; transcription regulator complex
Molecular function (GO): transcription coregulator activity; protein binding
Source: RefSeq, a predicted model, not a curated record
AUUUAGUCUAGCUCCUGCCCAGCGGUGGGUCGUUUCGGCUGGGGUCGCGGCUGGCGAGUGUGGAGCGGCCGGGCGCUGGCCCGGCUCCGGUUUUGGCAAACAAGUUAAAGAAUGUGUCUCAACAGAGGAAACAAUAUUGAUGCCUCUGCUUAAAAUUCUUAAAACAUUCUCCGUGGUGUCGAUUUGAUUUGAAUCCCAGUAUUUGGGAAGCAGAAGGAUCUCUUGUGAGUUCAAGGCCAGCAGAGCUAUACAGUGAGACACUGCCUUAAUAAGAUAUGGAAAGUCCAGACAGAAAAAAACAGAAGGUUUUAAAGGCCAAAAAAACAAUGCCUACAAGUUGUCGGAAGCAGUUGGAGAUCCUGAACAAGUCAAAGAAUGUUGAAGCUCCAAAAACAACAGUUGGAACUAAUAUUCCAAAUGGCCAUAAUCAAAAGAAGAUGUUUUCAGACAACAAAGAAAAUGUUAAGGUCAUGAAAACUUCAGAGCAAAUUAAUGAAAAUGCUUGUGUAGCUCUGGUAAGGCACACAACACUGCUAGAACAGGUUAAACAUUGGGUUCAACAGGAGAUCCACAUGAUAAGUUGUAAUUUAUUUGAUAAAAAACUGAAUGAAUUGAAUGAACGCAUUGAUAAGACCCAGUGCAGGAACAAGCAUGAAGCAAUAGUUGAGGAACUCUUUGUAAAAAUAAGAAAACUUCAAAAACGUAUCAAAACAGUAUUAUCAUCUCAAGGAAAUUGUUUGGAACCAAACAUAUUACCCAAUAAUACAUUCUGUAAGGUUACAGAUUCAGAGGCCAUAAAUUUGAGUGUGACCCAAAAGCCAAAUAAAAGUCGAAGGAAAGGAGUGUCUUCUGUGAACCAUGCCCCUUUUAACUCUUCAGAAGAAGCAAGUGGUAGGAUUAAUUUGCCAUCAGCAUGUGUUGAGUUUGUUUCUGAAAGUAACACUGAUGAUGUUAUGCUGAUUUCUGUGGAACAUCCUAAUUUGACAGCUUCUUUUACCUCUGAUCCAACAGAAAUUGGGAAAAAUAAAUCAAGAAAUGACCAUAACUUACCUAAUGCCGUAAUUGAAGUUGAGGCUGUAGAGAAGAAACUUGAUUUUGUUAUUGACUUGACAAGAGAAGACCUAAGCAACUACAGCAAAGAAAGCCCAGCAUUCACCCUGAAGUCGUCUUCGAAAGCUGUUUUAAGAUCAAAAGAAAUAAUCCCAGUGGCAGAAAAUGGAGAUGAGGAUUUUGAUUCAUUUGAACACCUGCCACCUCUCCCAGAGCCGCCACCACCUCUCCCUGAGAUGGCAGACAAAAUCCAAGAUACACUUCCUCCCCAAAAGCCUGAGCUGAAAGUGAAGCGGUUGCUGAGGCCCAUAAGUAUUGCUCUGACAUGGAACAUCCCUAAGGUCAACCCCAAGUGUGCUCCUGUGGAGAGCUACCACCUCUUCCUAUGCUACGAGAACUCUAAUCAUUUGACUUGGAAGAAAAUUGCAGAGAUGAAAGCUUUACCACUCCCGAUGGCCUGCACCAUAUCUCAGUUUUUAGCUUCCACCAAAUACUAUUUUGCUGUCCAGUCAAAAGACAUUUUUGGGCGAUAUGGGCCAUUUUGUAAUAUAAAGUCUAUUUCUGGGUUUUCUGAAAAUCUUACCUAGAAGUCCUCAGUAAUUAUAUGUUGUGCACAUGUCAUGUUUUCAUAUUUGAAUGUUUUGUUUACAAUGUUUCUCUAACAGUACAUUAUAAUAUUUUAUGUGCAGUUUGUGAGCCCUUUGUACUGUAAAGUGUCUUGGAAUUUUGUGUAUUUCUAAUUUGCAUUCAGUAUGUAUUUCUGUUAUCUGUGACACAUACUGUAUCAUGGACCCAUGUUGCCACUGUGUGUUCCUUUGGUGACUGGAGUUGCUGCUGUGGCAGAGGAUCUCAGGUUCUUCACAAUCAGCUAUAAGCAAAGCCAACCAGUUGCCAAAGGUGGAUCAGCCCUGGAAUGCAUCUCUGCCAUGAUCUAGUAGGCAGCAACUCCUUCCUGUUUUCACUCUAAAGUACACUAUUGAUUUAUGCCCUUUGUCUUCUUGUUUGGUUAGCAAUCAUUUGAGAGAAACAGCUUGGAGGUUUUGUCUAAACACUACAAUUUAUUAAAUCAGGCAUUGUGGGCCAUGCCUCUAAUCCCAGUACUUAGGAGGAAAAGGCAGAUAGAUCUCUGAGUUAAGACCAGCGUGGUCUAUAUAGAAAGUUACAGCCAGAACUAUGUAAUAACUGGCUGUUUAAAAAAAAAAAAAUUGUUACACAUUGUAUGCUAUGUACACAAAAAUGUAUAGUGCUUCUUAUUAAAAAUAUAUGUAUAUCAUUCAGCCUGCUUUUUCAACUAUGGAGUUAAUCUCUUAGAGUUGAAACUUUAAUUUGCUGAUUCCUAGUUUCUCUAAAUGUCUCUCUUUGCCAAUUUCCUGACUUCCCUCAGCACUCAGAGAACAGACACUGAAGGGCUCUAAAAAGAGCUCUAUGCAUACCUCUCCCCCAAGAAGCACUGAAGUGAGGUGCAAGCAGCCCAAGAGAGACUUGAGAUGCCCACCUCACUGGUAGAGAGACUAGGUAGCUAGUAAUGGAGAUUUUUUUUUUAAUGGUUUUGUUUUGUUCUUCAAGACAGGGUUUCUCUGUAGCCUUGGCUGUCCUGGACUUGCUUUGUAGACCAGGCUGGCCUUUGCCUACUUGAGUGCUGGGAUUAUAGGCAUGUGCCACCACAUCUAGCUAAAAACAGCAUGGUUUUAAAGUGAAACACUCUUCUGCUACACAGUGGAAGUUCUGAGAUAUGAUCAGGAAGUGGUUUCCCUUGGUGUUUGAGGUAACUACUACAUCUUCACAAAUAAAGCUGUUACUUUUUUGA